AUGUCUGACGCCAGCGCACCCCUCAUCGACACCAUGGGCAACCAGCAGCACCAAACCCCCCAACCACCAUCCGGCCUCACCACCACCUCCAUCGCCGCCCUCUCCGCCAUCAAAAUCGCCCUCGGCGCAUCCUCCAUCCUCGCGCCGCAGCUCGCAUACAGCCUCUUCCUCCUCGAGCUGAAACCCAACGCCGUCGUCGUCGCGCGCCUCUUCGGCUCCAGCUGCGCGGCCCUCGGCGCCGCGACCUGGGCCCUCAACCGGCGCGUCUCCCGCGCUGGCGCCUAUCGCCAGGGCGACGGCAGCGGGAGCCGCAACGCUGAACUAGAGGCGGAGCGCCGCGCGGAUCUCAAAAAGGUGGUCGCGUUCAACCUCGCCGCCGACUCGGUGGACGUGGUCAGCUGCGUCAUCGGGUACUCGGCGGGCAUGUAUGGCUUGGGCGCCUUUGGUAUGCUGGGCGGAGGUUGUGCGGCGCUUGCGCUGCUGGGCGCCGUGGGUUUGAGCGGGCUUUAG
This is a messenger RNA of Purpureocillium lilacinum, 510 nucleotides long. RefSeq lists its product as uncharacterized. The record is from RefSeq and is a predicted model, not a curated record. NCBI's taxonomy places the organism in Eukaryota, Fungi, Ascomycota, Sordariomycetes, Hypocreales, Ophiocordycipitaceae.